Aethina tumida (small hive beetle) is the source of this 1278-nucleotide messenger RNA. Its product is annotated as gastric triacylglycerol lipase-like. Bases 1 to 1254 code for a protein of 417 amino acids. Lineage: Eukaryota; Metazoa; Arthropoda; Insecta; Coleoptera; Nitidulidae. The record is from RefSeq and is a predicted model, not a curated record. Gene Ontology annotation, molecular function: hydrolase activity, acting on ester bonds. The transcript is spliced from 6 exons. Gene Ontology annotation, biological process: lipid metabolic process.
AUGUACUUUCCAUUUAGAAACAUCAUUUUUGUUAUAAUUGCAGUACAAUUUACUGCUGCCGUUAACAACAAUGUUUGUCCCACCAUCGACGACUAUGAGACCAUUGACACCAACCCCAAGUGCAACUACAAUCCUGAUAUUUCAGGAAAUAUUACAGAAAUGGUAACUAAUCAUGGUUUUAACAUAGAAAGCCACACGGUAACAACUUGGGAUGGUUACAUUUUAGAAAUAUUCCGUAUUCCUUCAUCUGUCAACGACACAUGUGACAAUUCAAAACCUAAACAACCCAUGCUUUUUGUCCAUGGUAUCAACAGAGAUGCCAGGUGUUGGCUACUCAUGGGCUCUCAGUCUCCUGCUCUUUAUUACGCCUCGAAAUGUUACGAUGUUUGGGUGGCGAACACCAGAGGUUCUAUUUAUAGCAAACAUCAAACCUACAGUAGUUACAGCAAGGAUUUCUGGGACUUCAGCUUCCACGAAACUGCCACCAUUGACAUUCCAGCUAUCGUAGACACCAUAGCCAAUGUUACUGAUCAAGCGGGUAAAAUCAUUUACGUCGGUCACUCUAUGGGUACGACCAUAUCUUACAUUUAUGGUUCUGUGAAUGCAACUCACUGCAAGAACAAUGUGAAAGCUAUAAUUUCGUUGGCACCAGUCGCAUAUCUCGAUAAAAUAAAAGUACCAUUUAUACGUCUCAUAGCAUUAAACGGCCACCUUAUUAUGGAUACUUUAUAUUUUGUGAAACUUUACUGGCUUCAGUUACAACCUAUUCUCAGUUUUUGUACAGGUUUCCCAUUUAUUAACGCUUGUGACUACUUCGCCCAAAUAAUUUUUGGCAAAUGCAAACCCAAUAUUUACCCACAAACCUUGCCAGUUUUGACGGCUAAUGGAAGUGCGCCAAUCUCUGUAAAAACAUUAAUGCACUAUUCGCAAAUCAUUACUCGUUUUGGACGUUUCGCUUGGUAUGAUUACGGCAUCGUGGAAAAUUUAUCUCGAUACAAAUCAAUUUUUCCACCGUUAUAUGAUGUGGGCAAGAUUGAAGUAAAUGUUGACUUAAUUUAUGCUAACGAUGAUUUAUUCGCUGUAAAGGAUGAUGUCAUGGUUUUGUAUAAUAAUCUACAAGACGAUCUAAAAUCAAUUGCUGAAGUUCCGAAGGAUUUGUCCCAAUAUAUGAACCACUUGGAUUUUUUGAUCAGUGCGAAUAUGAAUGAAAUUUAUGAUAUUAUUGACUCGAAGCUGAAAAAUUACACGAACUGAAUUUGAAUAAAUUAUUAAAAAAUA